AUGGCCGUGUCGGCGCACGAACUUGGCCAUGCCCUUGGACUAUGGCACGAGCAGUCGCGACCGGAUGCCGGCAACUACAUCACCGUCGUUCCGGAGAACAUCAUGAAAGGCCAGCUGCACAACUUUCUCACAAGAAGUCCCGAACAGCUGCUCAACCUUAGCAUUCCAUACGACUUGGGAUCCGUCAUGCACUACGGACCGACGGCAUUUUCGAUUCACUACGAACUCAGAACGAUUGAAACCGUAGAACCCGCGUAUCAGAGGACCAUCGGGCAAAGAGAACAGCCCUCGUUUCUCGACGUGAAAACGAUAAACAGAGCAUAUUGCGAAGGUAUUCGUCCGUUCGAGUGCAUAAACGGUGGCUAUGUUCACCCAAGGCACUGCGAUCGAUGCCUAUGUCCUUCAGGUCUGGCGGGAACAUUUUGCGAAGAAAACGAAAAAUGGCCAUCGCAGCAAUGCGGUGAGGUAAUUCAAGUUAAACCGUUCCCGCAGUAUACCGUAAUCCAGAAUCCUAGUUAUCCGCGUCAGGAUAAAGCUCCGACGAAAUGCAGCUGGCUGUUAGAAGCCGACACCGGUUCUCGUAUCUCCAUGGAAUUCAUUGAAACGUUCGCGUUCCUGUGCGAACCAACGUGUCGCGAUUACGUUGAAGUGAAGAACAACAGCAACCUGGUUCAAACUGGAAUGAGUUUGAACGAUUUUGACGCGGAAUGCGCCUUCAGCAGCUGCUGUGCCCCCUAUAAACCAGACGGAAGUCGAUGCAUCAAGUCCCAUGGAACAGACGAUGACAUUUAUCUUCAGGUAGGCCAAAGCGAAAUGCAGCAGCAGGAGGCGAUCGCACUGGACAUCACUGCCGCAUACUUCAUCAUUUCAUCCAUUCUGACAUGA
This is a messenger RNA of Soboliphyme baturini, 885 nucleotides long. The record is from the annotation of a GenBank genome assembly. NCBI's taxonomy places the organism in Eukaryota, Metazoa, Nematoda, Enoplea, Dioctophymatida, Soboliphymatidae.